UGUAACCCCCUGCUCUACACAGUGGCUAUGUCUCCUAAGCUCUGCGCUCUCCUGGUAGCAGGGACUUAUAUGUGGGGUGGACUCUGUUCUGUGACAAUCACAUAUUCACUUCUGCGGCUGUCCUACUGUGAGUACAUCAUAAAUCACUUUGCCUGUGAGUAUUCUGCUCUCCUCUCUGUGUCCUGUUCAGACCUCUCCUUUACCCAGAUGAUAUGCUUAAUAAUUUCUAUAGUCAGUGAAGCCGGCAGCCUCCUGAUCAUCCUUGCCUCCUACGUGGUCAUAGUUGUGACUAUCAUCAGGAUGCCCUCCAAGGGUGGGCUCCAAAAGGCCUUCUCCACCUGCGCCUCCCACCUGACGGCCAUCAGCAUCUUCCACGGCAUCAUCCUCCUUCUCUACUGUGUGCCCAGCUCCAAGAGCUCCUGGCUCCUGGUCAAAGUGGCUACUGUGCUUUACACAGUCGUGGUCCCCAUGCUGAAUCCCCUCAUCUACAGCCUCAGGAACAAGGAUGUGAAAGACACGCUCAGGAGGCUAAUCACCUCCAAACUGCAUUCUCCACCCACAUGAUUCAAACCGAUGUGU
Molecule: messenger RNA, 579 nt
Organism: Chinchilla lanigera (long-tailed chinchilla)
Lineage: Eukaryota; Metazoa; Chordata; Mammalia; Rodentia; Chinchillidae
Product: olfactory receptor 5D18-like
Exons: 1
Biological process (GO): sensory perception of smell; G protein-coupled receptor signaling pathway
Cellular component (GO): membrane
Molecular function (GO): olfactory receptor activity; odorant binding
Source: RefSeq, a predicted model, not a curated record